Molecule: messenger RNA, 1803 nt
Organism: Meyerozyma guilliermondii ATCC 6260
Lineage: Eukaryota; Fungi; Ascomycota; Pichiomycetes; Serinales; Debaryomycetaceae
Exons: 1
Coding region: 1-1803 (600 amino acids)
Cellular component (GO): fungal-type vacuole lumen
Molecular function (GO): metallocarboxypeptidase activity
Source: RefSeq, a predicted model, not a curated record
AUGACUUCCAAAGAAUCAGAAGUUCUUCCUGGAUACUACAGAGAGCGUAAGCUGGGCCAUUGGGCUCGUAGAGCACUUUUAGUACUCUUGACAAUUCUGGGGCUUAUCUUCUUCACAACCAGUCGCAACUUUAUCAAGGACUUACCAUCAACAUCCGCGGUAAAAACUGCAAUUGAGGAAGCAGCUAGAACAUGGAGUCGUCCUCAUGAGCCUGACUCGCUUUGUCCGCUCGUAAAGAAGGUGGAUCCCCGCUCUUUGUUGUAUAAUAAUGACACCAUCAAUACCAUUUUACACGAUGAAACUUUCAGAAACGAAUCCUUGAAGAAGCUCUGGAAUGCCGUCAGAAUUCCUACCCAGGUCUACGAUGAUCAGAAGAACCCCAAUUCCACCGAAACACUUGAAGAAUUGUAUAAGAUUGAACCUAGGUGGAAACCUUAUGAACAGUUCCAUAAGUACUUGGAAAAGACUUACCCUCUUGUCCACAAACACUUGAAAGUAGAGCAUGUGAACAAAUUUGCUCUCGUAUACACAUGGCAGGGUUCUACUGACAAAAAACCUAUAUUGUUGACGGCUCAUAUGGAUGUAGUGCCAAUUCAGGAAGAGACCCUAGACCAGUGGAAGUACCCUCCAUUUGAAGGAGGUUAUGACGGCAAGUUCUUAUACGGUCGAGGAGUGCUGGACUGCAAGGAUUUACUCAUUGCUCUACUUGGUACAGUCGAAUUGUUACUCAAAGAGGGUAAGUUCAAGCCUGAAAGAACUAUAAUUCUCGGUUUUGGUUAUGAUGAGGAGUCCGCUGGUACUGGAGGUGCAGUCAUAUCAAGACACCUCUUUUCAAGGUAUGGUCCUGAUUCAUUGUACGCACUUAUAGAUGAGGGAGAUUCUGGGUAUAUGGAGGUGGAUGAGAAGACCAGAAUAGUUAUUCCUGCUACCGGAGAAAAAGGCCAUUUAAAUUCACUUAUUGAUUUAUUCACACCUGGUGGCCACUCUUCAUUUCCCCCGCCGCAUACUCUGAUUGGUCUUUUGUCGAAACUUGUCAGCAAAAUUGAGGAUUCCGAGUUCGAGAGCAUUCUUACUCCCUCCAAUCCAACCUUAAAAGAGUUACAAUGCCUUGCAGAGUACUCGUCUGUCCUUGACAAGGACUUGAAGAGCAGUAUUUUAAAGGCUCACAUGGAUGCCAGUGCCAACAAAAACGUCUUGGACUACCUUGACAAAGACAAAAUUCUCAGGUAUUUGGUAAGGACAUCUCAAGCUGUGGACAUUAUUGGUGGUGGAGUAAAGUCAAAUGCGUUACCCGAGCAUGCUUCAGUGUUGGUAAACCACAGAAUUGCCGUGGAGGAGUCGGUGGAGUCUACUAGACAAAAGAUAGUGAACCAAAUUUUGGAGCUUGCAAAGGAAUACGACUUGGGGGUUCUCGUGGACGGUAAAGAAGUCAAGGAAAAGACAAAGAAUGGUCACUUCGUAUAUACAACAAACGAGCCAUUGGAACCUGCGCCAGUGACACCUAUCAAUGAUGAGGUGUGGCAGACGUUUGGCGGUUCCUUAAGGUAUUUGUACGAAGAGCUCUUAUUCCCUGAAGAAGACAAAACUUAUGUCGUUUCACCUUUCCUUUCCAUUGGAAACACAGACACAAAGUCGUAUUGGGACUUGACAAGAAACAUAUAUAGAUACGUUCCAGGACUCACUGAUUUCGAUGCUAACGUGCACUCAGUCAAUGAAAGACUUGAGUUUGACGCCCAUUUGCUGGUGAUUGCCUUCUACUAUUAUUACCUUCAAGUUGUGGAUGGUGUCAGUGACCCUAGUUAG